GUUCUGUUCAGUGGUACCAACGUGACGAGCGUGAUGUGAGCCCACCAUGAGGAACGUGGUGACUUCCCUCCUAUUCUUGGCAUUGGUGACGAGUUCCUGUAAGUGUAAGGAUGACCAAGGACCUUUCUCAGUAUACUGCAAGACAUGGGAGGGUCUGUAUCAGUCUCUGUAUCAGUAUUGUCAGGGACUGUCUCGGUAUUUGAGUCCCUGGGCAGAAGACACUACCAGUAGCGGUAGCACCAGCAGCAGCAGCAGCAGUAGCAGUAGCAGUAGCAGCGAGGGGGAUACUACUGCAGAGGCUGUGGACAUGACCAGGCCCACUCCUUCUGCCAUCCCUAUCAAAAUGGUACAGUUGGCUAGCAGCCAGAAAUGACGUCACCAGCAGUGAAUUAAACUCUGAGUGAAUCAAUAUUUUAUUUAUUUUUAUUACAUUCAAGCAAACUUUAUCAAUACGAAUACUCUACCAGUCAAUAAACUUUUUAAUUUAAACGGAAAA
Messenger RNA from Homalodisca vitripennis (glassy-winged sharpshooter), 496 nucleotides. RefSeq lists its product as uncharacterized. Bases 47 to 373 code for a protein of 108 amino acids. The transcript has 2 exons. The record is from RefSeq and is a predicted model, not a curated record. Lineage: Eukaryota; Metazoa; Arthropoda; Insecta; Hemiptera; Cicadellidae.